Messenger RNA from Mya arenaria, 2684 nucleotides. RefSeq names its product galanin receptor type 1-like. Bases 1 to 774 code for a protein of 257 amino acids. NCBI's taxonomy places the organism in Eukaryota, Metazoa, Mollusca, Bivalvia, Myida, Myidae. The transcript has 3 exons. Gene Ontology annotation, molecular function: G protein-coupled receptor activity. The record is from RefSeq and is a predicted model, not a curated record. Gene Ontology annotation, cellular component: membrane. Gene Ontology annotation, biological process: G protein-coupled receptor signaling pathway.
AUGGCGAUGAUAGACCGCUACUGCGCAAUCGUGUACGCCAUCAAGUCUCGCAACUGGCGCACCACGACAGCCUUAAUGGUCGUCUGCAUGAUUGUCUGGCUAGUAUCGAUCAUCAUCUCACUGCCGUUCGCCAUCUACUUCCGGACAACUGUCCAAAUAGGAGGCCAUAUUUACUGCGAGGAUAUAUGGCCGGAGCCGAAGCAGGUGUACGGCAAGGCGUCCAUUACACUCGUGGUGCUCGCUACAUACGUUGUGCCCCUAACGGUUAUCAUAUACUGCUACGCUAAGAUACUGCAAACGCUUUGGAGAAACAAGAUGGCGCAUGGGACGCAGUCAAAUGGGAUCAUGUCCAAAAAGACACAAUUACAAGACAAGAGGCGAAAACGCGUCACCAAGCUGGUGGCGUCUGUCGUUAUCGUGUUUGCUGUAUCCUGGCUUCCUAUCCAUAUUCUUAACAUCUGGUUUAAGUACGACCCUCUUUUUCCGCGAACACCGACCAUGUACGUCAUGAAAAUCGUUUCUCACACAUUAUCGUACUCUAACUCGUGCGUGAAUCCGUUUGUAUACGCCUUCCUUAGCGACGGGUUUCGUAAGGCUUUCCGCAAGACUUUCCCUUCCAUUGCAAAUCGAUACCGGAUUUGCGGCGGUCCAGUGGAUGACUGCGUUACACAAGUGGGUUUAGUUGAUAGGACUGAGCACAACUCAAAGUCUACAAUGACAACCGUUUUAAACAAUCACCAAGAGGAGAGAAAGCUGAUGCAGACGGACUUAUGAGGCAUUUCACUACAAUUAAAUACGCCGAACGCCUCUGGAUGACUGCCCAUGAAUUCCUAUAUAUCUCACAGUUUUUUUACACGAUUCAAUAUAACUGUUUUAGCCAGAUGACGAAUGGACAUAUAUACUUACUUAAAAAUCGAAGAGAGUUUGCUAUACCAGGCAACCUAGCCUUCAAUUCAAAUACAAUAUGUUUAAUACACUAUAAAAGGUUGAAAACAUAAUUAUUUAUAAUGGUUUACUUUAGUACUACUUAAUCUCACGUUAUUUUCUGACAUCAGUAAAGGAAAAAAAACACAUUUAUUUGUUGAUGUACAUGAUCGUUUGGUGAAAGUCAUACUACAAUUGUAUUUGGACGAUUUUUAUUGGUCAUUUUAAUAAUUGUUCGCUUAAGCAUUGCCAUAAAUUUCCGAAAAAUCGUAUCAAAAUCGCUUAAUAUAAUUAUAGCUUGCGUAUGUUAACUUAUACCAUCAUACCAUUAUGUGCGGUACUUUUGUAUAAAGUCAUCUGAUAAUUUGAAACAAAUGUCGACUUCAUAGAAAAUAACAUGUGCUUCUGCAUGGAUCUGUUCUUCUGAGAGUGUGUGAAAUUAUUGUGGUGUUACUAUUUUUGCUUAAAUGCGCAUCGAAGACAUCAAGUUUAUAUGACUUAUUCUCGGAAUUGCAGGUGGUUUAAUUUUGCAGUCCCUAACGAAUGAAUUGUAUAUCAAAGCUUCAUAAUUCCCUGUCCUUUUGAUUGUUAUGAUAUACCUAUACCAAAACGAAAGUAUUUUUGUUGCUGCAUUAUCUUGACUUAUGUUAUAGUAGUUGUCAUUGUUUUGGGAAAUCAUGUUUGUAUGAGCAUUUGCAUAUUGUCUUUCUUCGAUAAAAAAAUAAACAGUGAAAUAGAUGGCACCCGGUAGAAAAGUGUUAAAAGUCAUGACAGUAAGGUAAAUUUAUAUUAAUAUUUUAUUACAAAAAGAAUUAAGUUACAUAAGUAGCAAAUAAAACGCACAUGAAUCGAUGAAAAUGAACAACGGCUAAGAUGCAGUUCACAUCGCAGAAAACAAUGUUCCAAGUGUGUACCACAAACCAAAACGUGCACACGCUUAAUAUUACUUUAAGGGCUUAUAUGCUUUACGUAUAGCAGGAUACACAUAUACAAGGAAUAUACAUAUUUUCAUCAAUAUUCCCAUCUUAAACUCAUCUUAAUACUUUCUCUGCACAAAUUUUCUUUACGCACAAUAUCAUUACAAUUUCAAAACGUGAUAAUAUUUGUGUAUUUUCCCCAAUAUAACUUUUUCGGAAACGACUCGCAACACAUCGAGGAAAUUGUGAACAAGCUUUGUCCCAAUGAGACGUUUAUAACUGCAACAUCAGACCUCAAAAUGAAGUGUCAACAAGACAAAUGUGGCCAGUUCCUUUUAUGAGGACUUAUCAAAAAACAAUUUCAAAUGUCUUGCUAUGUUUGUGAAAUUAAUAUCUUCUGUUAUAUGUAGUCUUUGUUUUGAAAGUCAAUAUUAUUAUGUUAAUGCGUUGUGUAUGAUUCCAUUGAAAAUAGUUGUUAUAUAUGUGAGAUUAUAUAAGAUUGCUUAAAUGUUAGCGGCAUUAUAUUGGAAUGACGUCCUAAUGAUCCCCAUUUUGCGACGGAAACUAAACAAUGUUUAAAAAUGAAUGACAUUCAUGUCAUAUAAUUUCUUCAUAUGACAAUUAUUAACAAUAAAUUAUGUUUCUUUUUCAAAUGUUGCCUAUGAUUCAUUAACAAGCACUGAUCGUGAUUUAUACUAGGAAGACUGACAAUAACACCCCCGAUAUAGGUUCUCUUUUUUUCUUUCUUUUUUCUCUGCAAGGACACGUCCAAUAGUCCUAGUUAAAUCGUAAACCCUUUUUUAUUGUUGUUUUAUUUUUAAACAAUAAACUAAUUAUGGAUUA